AUGGCCAGAAGCAAGCGUAAGAGAUCGGGUGUGUCGGAUGUUAAGGCCAGUAUAAUAGACGCGAUAGAGACCACGCAUAAGCAGCCUGCCAAGAAGAAGAAGCGUGUGAAUGCGACACCUAACCUCGAGUCAGAGUACCGGGAGUUAUUCAAGAAGUUCAAUGGCGUUGAAGAACGGGAUGUGGAAGAAGACAGGAAUCCUAAGGUAGCGAGCCAUGAACCUACUUUACGCGAUGAUCAUGUUGCAGAUGCUAAAAGUGCAGAUGCUAAAAGUGCAGAUGCUAAAAGUGCAGAUGCCAUCCCACAGCCGCUUUCAAACAGAAAGGCAAGGUUAAUGAACAAACCGACGCUUGCUGAGUUGAAAAGCUCUGUGCUGACACCACAGCUGAUAGAGAAGCACGACUGUGAUGCCAAGGAGCCUUAUUUUUUGGCUUCUGUAAAGACGUCGUUUAACGUUGUACAAGUGCCGAGCCAUUGGCAAUCGAAGCGGGACUAUCUAUCUGGGCGGUCGCUGCUGGAGAAGAAGCCGUUUGAGCUGCCAGACCUGAUCAAGCAGACAGGUGUGGACUCCAUGAGGAAUACGCUCCCUGAGGAUGAAGAGCAAGAGAAACUGAAGGAGCAAACGAGAAACGCGGUACGACCCAAGCUUGGAAAGCUAGAUCUGGAUUACAAGAAGCUUUACGAUGUGUUUUUCAAGCUAGGAAAGAAGUGGAAGCCUGACACGAUGUUACCGUACGGUGAUGUAUACUAUGAGAACAGAAACCUGCAAGGUGAAGCCAGAUGGCGCAAGCUAGUCAAGGACAGGAUACCAGGCAGGCUCAGCGAUGACUUGAGGCAUGCGCUAGGCCUGCAGCCGGGUCAGUUACCACCGUGGUGUCUAAGGAUGAAGGAUCUUGGCAUGCCUCCGAGCUACCCAAACAUGAAAAUAGCUGGUCUAAAUUGGGAUAUAAGCAACUUCAAGGACAACAAGUACGGAAAGGUGAGCAAGAGCAACUGGACAAACACCCCACUGUUUGGCGCGAUUCUCCAAUUUGACGACCAUCAACAGGCACCAGAAGUAGAAGUACCAGAAGUAGAAGUUGAAGUAGAAGUACCAGUACCAGAAGUACCAGUACCAGAAGAAGUAAAGAAGCCAGAGCCAGUGACGUCUAUACCAGAAUCACAUAGUGCGAAGCCAGUCAACACCAUCCGUGGAUCUGUCGAACACGGGGGAAUUCAGGACAAUGUCGAGUCUGCACAGGAUGAGUUGGCCAAUUACAAGUUCUGA
Nakaseomyces glabratus is the source of this 1266-nucleotide messenger RNA. RefSeq names its product U2 snRNP complex subunit CUS1 (gene CUS1). Gene Ontology annotation, cellular component: nucleus. The record is from RefSeq and is a predicted model, not a curated record. Lineage: Eukaryota; Fungi; Ascomycota; Saccharomycetes; Saccharomycetales; Saccharomycetaceae.